AUGGCCAACAAGACUGAAGCCGCGAGGUUGAAUCAGUCCUACACAGAGCCUGAUCCAAACAACUAUUCCGCCUAUCAGCGAGAAAUAUAUAGCUCUCUACGGGCUCCUAUCUUCUCGACCAAGCCGUCUGAAUGGGAAUCCCUCGCCCGAUCAAAAGUCCCAGCUGAAAAUUUCGGCUAUGUGUACGGGUCGGCGAGCAGCGGCACCACUCAUGCUGCCAACAUUUCUGCAUUCGACCGAUACCGGAUCCGGCCUCAUAUGCUUGUGAAUGCCACCCGUCGCGACGUCAGUGUCGAGCUAUUCGGGACCAAAUAUAACAGCCCACUUCUCGUAGCCCCGGUUGGGGUGCAGAAUAUUAUGCAUGAAGAUGCUGAGGAAGCCACCGCAAAAGCUUGUCAGAAGGUCGGCAUACCUAUGAUUCUCUCCUCAGCUGCCACGAGAACCAUCGAACAAGUGGCGGCUGCUAAUGGCAAUGGCGACCGUUGGUAUCAACUUUACUGGCCCAGGCCUCAAUGGGAAGAAGUCACUGUCAGCCUGCUGAACCGAGCGAAAGCCAGCGGAUAUAAAGUCCUCGUCGUCACCUUGGACACCUUCAACCUCGCCUGGAGGCCAACCGACCUUGACACCGCAUACCUACCUUUUAUCUGGGGUGAUGGCUGUCAGAUCGGACACUCUGACCCGGUCUUCAAUCGCAGAUAUGAGCAGAUUCAGAAGAACGAUACAAGAGGCUAUGGAGAGAAAUUGGCCGAGCUCUGGGCCAUGAUGAAGAGACCGGGUUCGGCCUACGGAGCGGUACGGGUGCUGACAAACGUGUCUCUACUACAAAAGUCGAGAGCUUGGUUGGAUGUGUUGAACUCCGGGACCUACAGAGAGUGGAAGCAUCUGGAGAUCUUGAAGAAGCUGUGGGAUGGACCGAUUGUCCUCAAAGGGAUCCAGACUGUCGACGACGCCCACCGAGCUAUUGAUUACGGGAUGGAUGGUAUCAUCGUAAGCAACCACGGUGGUCGACAGUGUGAUGGCGCCAUUGCGUCUCUCGAUGCUUUGGCCGAGAUCGCCGCUGAUGAAAGGGUCAAACGAUCAAAUUUGACUCUGAUCUUUGACAGCGGUGUCCGCACCGGGAGCGAUGUGUUGAAAGCACUAGCACUGGGCGCAAAGGCAGUCUGCAUUGGCAGACCUUUCAUGUAUGGUCUCGCCAUUGCGGGACAAGAAGGGGUAGAGCAUGUCCUCAGGUGUUUACUUGCUGACACCGACAACAUGCUGGGCAAUAUGGGCAAGACAAGUGUGAAGGACCUCAAUCGGCAUGAUUUGCAGAUCAGGCCAGAAUCAAAGCUGUAG
Molecule: messenger RNA, 1335 nt
Organism: Fonsecaea nubica
Lineage: Eukaryota; Fungi; Ascomycota; Eurotiomycetes; Chaetothyriales; Herpotrichiellaceae
Exons: 1
Coding region: 1-1335 (444 amino acids)
Molecular function (GO): oxidoreductase activity; FMN binding
Source: RefSeq, a predicted model, not a curated record